Messenger RNA from Cuscuta epithymum, 2658 nucleotides. NCBI's taxonomy places the organism in Eukaryota, Viridiplantae, Streptophyta, Magnoliopsida, Solanales, Convolvulaceae. The record is from the annotation of a GenBank genome assembly.
UUUUACACUUUCCUCCCGGCUGACCGUUGGUAACUCACCGGAUCUAUCUUUCUUUCCCAUUCACCUUCUCAGCUGCCAAUCAUAUCACCGUUUGUCUGUUCUUCCUACUGACUGAUUGGAGCAAUCUUCAUGUUUCUUUUCAAUCCCUCAAAAUUCCGCCAAUCAAUCAAUAGACCGUCUGAAACUCGGAGCUCAACAUUCACAGAUUGAGGGGAAGGAAACCCAAGACAUAAUAUAUAGAUGGGGAAGACGACGAGGAAUUUGCAAGUGGUUUCGCCUGUUCCGGCAGAUAUAGAUAUUGCAAACUCUGUGGAGCCUCUUCAUAUCUCUGAGAUUGCCCAGGAACUCAACCUCGCCACAGAACACUACGAUCUCUACGGCAAGUAUAAAGCCAAGGUCCUUUUGUCUGCGCUUGAUUCGAUUGGAGGAGGUCAAGAUGGGUAUUAUGUGGUAGUUGGUGGGAUAACUCCAACCCCUCUUGGAGAAGGAAAGUCCACUACUACCGUUGGCCUUUGUCAAGCAUUGGGUGCUUUUCUUGAUAAAAAGGUUGUAACGUGCCUCCGCCAACCAUCACAAGGACCAACUUUUGGAAUCAAGGGCGGGGCAGCAGGUGGUGGCUAUAGCCAAGUGAUUCCAAUGGACGAGUUCAACCUUCACUUAACAGGGGAUAUCCAUGCAAUAACCGCAUCAAACAACCUUUUAGCAGCUGCUAUUGAUACCAGGAUCUUCCAUGAAUCGACCCAGUCCGACAAAGCACUUUUCAACCGGUUAUGUCCCCCCGACAAGAAUGGAAACCGAAGAUUCAGCGAUGUCAUGCUUAGGCGUUUGAAGACACUCGGCAUUGACAAGACUAAUCCCGACGAGCUUACCUCAGAAGAAGUCACAAAGUUUUCGAGAUUGGACAUUGAUCCUUCAUCCAUAACAUGGAGGAGAGUUAUGGAUGUUAAUGACCGCUUCUUAAGAAAGAUUACAAUUGGGCAGGGUCCCGAAGAAAAGGGUAUGGUGAGAGAGACAGGGUUUGAUAUUUCUGUAGCUAGUGAAGUAAUGGCAGUUUUAGCACUCACGACGUCCCUAGCCGAUAUGAGGGAAAGGCUGGGUAAAAUGGUAAUUGGGAACAGCAAGGCCGGCUAUCCUAUCACAGCAGAUGAUCUCGGCGUCGGGGGUGCUUUGACGGUCUUGAUGAAAGAUGCAAUCAACCCCACCCUCAUGCAGACUCUCGAGGGUACACCUGUCCUUGUCCACGCGGGGCCGUUUGCAAAUAUUGCGCAUGGGAACUCAUCCAUAGUUGCCGAUAAGAUUGCAUUGAAGCUCGUAGGACCCGGAGGUUUCGUGGUGACCGAGGCAGGAUUCGGUUCCGAUAUCGGGACAGAGAAGUUUAUGAACAUAAAGUGUAGAUAUAGUGGCUUGAAACCUCAAUGUGCUAUCAUUGUUGCAACGGUGAGGGCCCUCAAGAUGCAUGGUGGUGGGCCAGAAGUGGCAGCGGGAAAGCCUCUCGACCGUGCUUAUGUGAGCGAGAAUGUUACACUUGUUGAGGCGGGAUGUGUCAAUCUUGCCAAACAUAUUUCUAACACAAAAGCUUAUGGUGUAAAUGUUGUUGUGGCUGUGAAUGCAUUCUCAACAGAUACUGAAGCGGAAUUGAAUGAAGUUAGGAAGGCUUCAAUGGCGGCAGGGGCGUUUGAUGCUGUAAUUUGUACCCAUCAUGCGCAUGGUGGGAAAGGAGCGGUUGACCUAGGCAUUGCAGUUGAAAAGGCAUGCAAAAAUGUUUCGCAACCUUUCAAAUUCCUGUACCCUCUGGAUAUAGGUAUCAAAGAUAAAAUUGAGGCAAUAGCAAAGUCAUAUGGCGCUAGUGGUGUUGACUACUCUGAACAGGCUGAAAAACAGAUAGAGAUGUACAAUAAGCAAGGGUUUUCCAACCUCCCAAUUUGCAUGGCCAAAACACAGUAUUCGUUUUCACAUGAUGCUAAAGAAAAAGGAGCUCCAAGUGGGUUUGUUCUUCCAAUCAGAGACAUAAGGGCGAGCAUAGGGGCGGGAUUCAUCUAUCCAUUAGUUGGGACAAUGAGUACCAUGCCCGGGCUCCCUACAAGGCCUUGCUUCUAUGAGAUUGACCUUGACACUACCACUGGAAGAGUUGUUGGUCUCUCUUGAAUUAACAUUUUUGACAAGGUAAAUUCAGGGUCCAUUUGGUAAGGGUGAUUUGGAUGAGAUGGUUGAAUCUAUCCAAUUUUCUGAUAAAAUCUAUUUGAGCUACAUAAAUCAAAAGCCAGUUAUUCCCUGGCUUUUUAUGAUGAUGAUGAGCAGCAGAACAAAGCAAAAGCUGCUAAUACACGUAGCCUUCGUGUUGAAUAAAAGCUGCGCUACCCAUUCUGCCACAUACUUUUGCAUCAAUCAAAGACACACUUUAUCAUUACGAUACGCUUUAGUCUUUGGAUAUGUCAUAUGUGGCCUUUAAUUCUGCAAAGUUUAUCGCAAAAGUUUUUUUUAUCCCCCCCCCCCCACACGAAAAGAAUGGCAUUUCUUUUAUGAUCAAAGAACAAAUGUUUAAAGCCUUGUGUGAUCUAUAGUAAUGGCAUUGGUGAGAUUUUAGACAAAAGCAACGAGUUCAUACUCAAUGGCAUGCACAUGUUUCUUAUUAUUGAAAGGCUAUAUAUGCCUACCCAC